CGGUACUACGCCGACUAUGCCACAAAGAAGUCGAGAGAAGUUGUUGUCAGACAAUCGUGGCUCAAUGUGUACAAAACUAAAAGUAUAGCGGAGGAAAUCUAUGUCUUUAAAAAUAUAUAUAUAUUAGAUACUUGCAAUAGACAUGACGGAAAUGUUUUCAAAUCUGUAUGGGCAAAAUGAAGCUCAGGGACCACCUGGAUCAUCGUCUUUGGGAUUCGGACCGGGAAAACCACCACCGCCUCUGCCGCCAAAUCAAGUCACAAUGGCGGCUCAGAUGCCACCUCAGCACGGGGAUGAGGGGCCUGCUCUACGGAAGCCGGGAGCAAUGAACGAACCUUAUUAUUUACUGCGAGAGCUACCAGUGGGCAAUGAGCUGACGGGCAACACCAACCUAAUCACCCAUUACAACCUGGAACACGCCUACAACAAGUUCUGUGGCAAGAAGGUUAAGGAGAAGCUCAGCAACUUCCUGCCAGAGUUACCAGGUAUGAUAGACUGUCCUGGCACCCAGGAUGGUAGUUCGUUGCGCUCUCUGAUAGAGAAGCCUCCAGUGUGUGGCAACUCCUUCAGCCCUCUGACCGGAGCCAGCCUCACCGGCUUCAGACUACACACCGGACCUCUACCAGAGCAGUACAGACUGAUGCACAUACAGCCCCCAAAGAAGAAGAGCAAAAACAAGCACAAACACCACCGACCACAAGAUCCCAUACCACAAGAAACCCCGUCAGACUCUGACCCCAAGAAGAAGAAGAAAAAGAGGGAUGACGACCCCGAUCGCAAGAAGAAAAAGAAGGACAAGAAAAAGAAGAAGAACCGCCACAGUCCGGACCACCCUGGCUUGGCUGGCUCUCAGCCCAACAGCAACAGCCUCCGAUAGACCAGCCAGACACGGUGUGUGUGUGAGGAGCAGCGUGUGAGUGUGUUUGAAGGGAAUCAGGAUCUGUUUGUGAGAAUGUAUGCAGACACGAGAGAUUAUGCAUUUGUGAGAGAGGGAUACGCAAAUGUCUGUUUGUACAGUAUGUGAGUUUGUGAGAAAGUGUGUGGGUGGGUGGCAGAUUGGAUGUGAGCAUGGUAAAGUAAUGUUGUUACAGUAUGACAGACAGAAGGUCACUGAUGUUCUGACUGAGUACAGUGCCUUCGGAAAGUAUUCAAACCCCUUGACCUUUUCCACAUUUUGUUACGUUAGUCUUAUUCUAAAAGUGAUUAAAUAGUUUUUUCCCCUCAUCAAUCUACACACAAUACCCCAUAAUGACAAGGCAAAAACAGGUUUUUAGACAUGUUUGAUAAUUUACAGUACCAGUCAAACGUUUUAUUAGAGGUCGACCGAUUAUGAUUUUUUCAACGCUGAUACCGAUUAUUGGAGGACCAAAAAAAGCCUAUAGCGCUUAAUUGGCCAAUUUUCACAUUUUUAUUUAUUUAUUUGUAAUAAUGACAAUUACAACAAUACUGAAUGAACACUUAUUUUAACUUAAUAUAAUACAUCAAUAAAAUCAAUUUGGCCUCAAAUAAUAUUUAGGCUCUCUAUACGAUUUGUAUUUCAUAUACCUUUGACUAUUGGAUGUUCUUAUAGGCACUUUAGUAUUGCCAGUGUAACAGUAUAGCUUCCGUCCCUCUCCUCGCUCCUACCUGGGCUCGAACCAGGAACACAUCAACAACAGCCACCCUCGAAGCAGCGUUACCCAUGCAGAGCAAGGGGAACAACUACUCCAAGUCUCAGAGCGAGUGAUGUUUGAAACGCUAUUAGCGCGCACCCCGCUAACUAGCUAGCCAUUUCACAUCGGUUACACCAGCCAAAUCUCGGGAGUUGAUAGGCUUGAAGUCAUAAACAGAGCAAUGCUUGAAACAUUGCAAAGAGCUGCUGGCAAAACGCAUGAAAUUGCUGUUUGAAUGAAUGCUUACGAGCCUGCUGGUGCCUACCAUCGCUCAGUCAGACUGCUCUAUCAAAUCAUAUACUUAUUUAUAACAUAAUAACACACACAAAUACGAGCCUUAGGUCAUUCAUAUGGUCGACUCCGGAAACUAUCAUCUCAAACAAAACGUUUAUUCUUUCAGUGAAAGACAAAAUACGUAACGGUUCUAUCUAUUGGGUGGCAUCCAUAAGUCUAAAUAUUCCUGUUUACAUUGCACAACCUUCAAUGUUAUAUCAUAAUUACGUAAAAUUCUGGCAAAUUAGGCGGCCCAAACUGUUGCAUAUACACUGACUCUGCGUGUAAUGAACGCAAGAGAAGUGACACAAUUUCACCUGGUUAAUAUUGCCUGCUAACCUGGAUUUCUUUUAGCAAAAUAUGCAGGUUUAAAAAUAUAUACUUCUGUGUAUUGAUUUUUAGAAAGGCAUUGAUGUUUAUGGUUAGGUACAUGUUGGAGCAACGACAGUCCUUUUUUUCACGAAUGUGCACCGCAUCGAUUAUAUGCAACACAGGACACUAGAUAAACUAGUAAUAUCAUCAACCAUGUGUAGUUAACUAGUGAUUAUGAUUGAUUGAUUUUUAUAAGAUGAGUUUAAUGCUAGCUAGCAACUUACCUUGGCUUCUUACUGCAUUCGCGUAACAGGCAGGCCCCUCGUGGAGUGCAAUGAGAGGCAGGUGGUUAGAGCGUUGGACUAGUUAACAGGAAGGUUGCAAGAUUGAAUCCUCGAGCUGACAAGGUAAAAAUCUGUCGUUCUGCCCCUGAACAAGGCAGGUAACCCACCGUUCCUAGGCCCAUUGAAAAUAAAAAUGUGUUAUUAACCGACUUGUCUAGUUAAAUAAAGGUGUAAAAAAAACAACAACAUUUAAAUCCGAUUUCCAAUUGUUAUGAAAACUUGUAAUCGGCCAUUCCGAUUAAUCGGUCGACCACUCGUUUGGACACCUACUCAUUCAAGAGUUUUUAUUUUUACUGUUUUCUACAUUGUAGAAUAAUGGUGAAGACAUCAAAACUAUGAAAUAACACACAUGAAUAAUGUAGUAACCAAAAAAGUGUUACUACAUUUUGUAUUUGAUAUUUUUCAAAGUAGCCACCCUUUGCCUUGAUGACAGCUUUGUACACUCUUGGCAUUCUCUCAACCAGCUUCACCUGGAAUGCUUUUCCAACCGUCUUGAAGGAGUUAAUGCAUAUUCUGCUGAGUUCUAGUUGGCUGCUUUUCUUUCACUCUGUGGUCCAGCUCAUCCUAAACCAUCUCAAUUGAGUUAAGGUUGAGUGAUUGUUGAGGCCAGGUCAUCUGAUGCAUCACUCCUUUUUGGUCAAAUAGCCCUUAUGCAGCCUGUGUUUUGGGUAAUUGUCCUGUUGAAAAAGAAAUGAUAGUCCCACAAAGCGUAAACCAGAUGGGAUGGCGUAUCGCUGCAGAAUGCUGUGGUAGCCUUGCUGGUUAAGUGUGCCUUGAAUUGUAAAUAUAUCACAGACAGUGUCACCAGAAAAGCACCAUCACACCACCUCCUCCAUGCUUCAUGUGGGAACCACACAUGCAGAGAUAAUUCGUUCACCUACUGCGUCUCACGAAGACACAGCGGUUAGAACCAAAAAUCUCAAAUUUACACAUCAGACUAAAGGACAGAUUUUCAUAGGUCCAAUGUUCAUUGUUUGUGUUUCUUGGCCCAAGCAAGUCUCUUCUUAUUGGUGUCCUUUUUUAGUAGUGGUUUCUUUGCAGCAAUUCGACCAUAAAGGCCUGAUUCACAGUCUCCUCUGAAUAGUUGAUUUUGUGAUGUCUGUUACUUGAACUCUUAUUUGGGCUACAAUUUCUGAGACUGGAAACUCUAAUGAACUUAUCUUCUGCAGCAGAGGUAACUCUGGGUCUUCCAUUCCUGUGGCGGUCCUCAUGAGAGCCUGCUUCAUCAUAGCGCUUGAUGGUUUUUGAGACUGCACUUGAAGAAACCUUAGCGGUCCGUGAAAUGUUCCGGGUUACACUGACAUUCAUGUCUUAAAGUAAUGAUGGACUGUUGUUUUUCUUUGCUUAUUUGAGCUAUUCUUGACAUAAUAUAUUUACUAUUUAGUAAAAGACCAAGUCCAUAUCUUCUGUACUCCACCCCUAACUUGUCACAACACAACUGAUUGGCUCAAACGCAUUAAGAAGGAAAGAAAUUCCACAAAUUAACUUUGAACAAGGCACACCUGUUAAUUGAAAUGCAUUCCAGGUGACUACCUCAUGAAGCUGGUUGAGAGAAUGCCAAAAGUGGGCAGAGUGGUCAUCAAGGCAAAGGGUAGCUACUUUGAAGAAUCUCAAAUAUAAAAUACAUUUUGAUUUGUUUAACACUUCUUUUGGUUACUACAUGAUUCCAUAUGUGUUAUUUCAUAGUUUUGAUGUACUCACUAUUAUUCUACAAUGUAAAGAAUAAAGAAAAACCGUUGAAUGAGUAGCUGUGUCCAAACUUUUAACUUGUACUGGCUGUCUCCAGUCAACCUGGUCAUGCUGUUGCUCUAGUUUAAGUUAUUCUGCCAGCGGCAGAAUCCUGACAUGUUCACCGGACGUGCUACCUUGUCCCGGACCUGUUCUUUUCGACUCCACCACACCUGCUUUCUCGACGUCUGAAUGCUCGGCUAUGAAAAGUUAACUGACAUUUACUCAUGAGGUACUGACCUGUAACCAUUGUGAUUAUUAUUUGUCCCUAAUGGUCAUCUAUUAACGUUUGUUCUUCAAGAUGGUCAGUCUGGCCUCAAAUGGACCCGGCCACCUCUUAGAGCCUGGUUCCUUCCUCUAGGUUUCUUCCUUGGUUCCUGCCUUUCUAGGGAGUUUUUCCUAGCCACUGUAAUUCUACAUCUGCAUUGCUUGCUGUUUGGGGGUUUAGGCUGGGUUUCUAUGUAGCACUUUGUGACAUCUGCUGAUGUAAAAAGAGCUUUAUAAAUAUAUUUGAUUACUGUAUACAAAAUGAAUGGGAAUAUUACAUUUACAUAAGUAUUCAGACAAUUUACACAAUACUUCAAUGCACCUUUUGGCAGCGAUUAUAGCAUUGAUUCUUCUUGGGUAUGACACUACAAGCUUGGCAUCCCUGUAUUUGGGGAGUUUCUCCCAUUCUUCUCUGCAGAUCAUCUUAAGCUCUGUCAGGUUGGAUGGAGGGCUUUGCUGCACUGCAAUUUUCAGGUCUCUCUAAAGAUGGUCGAUCGGGUUCAAGUCCGGGUUCUGGCUGGGCCACUCAAGGACAUUCAGAGAUUUGGACCGAUGCCACUCCUGUGUUGUCUUGGCUGUGUGCUUAGGAUCGUUGUCCUGUUGGAAGGUGAACAUUUGCCUCCAGUCUGAGUACCUGAGUGAUGUGGAGCAGGUUUUCAUCAAGGAUCUCUCUGUACUUUGCUCCGUUCAUCUUUGCCUCGAUUCUGAAUAGUCUCCCAGUCCCUGCCACUGAAAAACAACUCCACAGCAUCAUGCUGCCACCAUGCUUCACCGUAGAGAUGGUGCCAAGUUUCCUAAAGAUGUGACACAUUCAGGCCAAAGAGUUCAUUUGUGGUUUCAUCAGACCAGAGAAUCUGGUUUUUCAUGGUCCGAGUCACCUUUAGUUGCCUUUUGACAAACUCCAGCUGGCUGUCAUGUGCCUUUUUACUGAGGAGUGACUUCCAUCUGGUCACUACCAUAAAGGCCUGGUUGGUGGAGUGCUGCAGAGAUGGUUGUCCUCCUAGAAGGUUCUCCCAUCUCCACAGAGGAACUCUAGAGCUGUCAGAGUGGCCAUCGGGUUCUUGGUCACCUCCAGGACCAAGGCCCUUCUUGCCCAAUUGCUGUUUGGCCAGCUCUAGGUUGUGUUGGUUCCAAACGUCUUCCUUUUAAGGAUGGAGGGCACUGUGUAGUUGGGGACCUUCAAUGAUGCAGACAUUUUUUUUGGUACCCUUCACCAGAUCUAUGCGUUGACACAAUCCUGUCUCGGAGCUCUACUGACAAUUCAUUAGAUCUCAUGGCUUGGUUUUUGCUCUGACAUGCACUGUCAACUGUGGGACCUUUAUAUAGACAGGUGUUUACCUUUCUCAACCAUGUCCAAUCAAUUGAAUUUACCACAGGUGGACUCCAGUCAAGUCGUAGAAACAGCUCGAGGAUGAUCAAUGGAAACAACAGGAUGCACCUGAGCUCAAUUUUGAGUCUCAUAGCAUAGGUUCUGAAUACUUACUUGCAUAAGGUAUUUGUUUUUUGUUUUAAAUACAUUUGCAAACAUUUCUAAAAACCCGUUUUCACGUCAUUAUGGGGUAUUGUGUGUAGAUUGCUGAGGAUUUUUUUAUUUGAUUUAAUCAAUUUUAGAUUAAGGCUGUAACGCAACUUAAUGUGGAAAAACUCAAGGGGUCUGAAUACUUUCCAAAGGCACUGUAUAUGAUGAGUGUCCUUUUUUUCAUUUGUUUGGGAUAUUUUCUGACUACAAAUUAUAUUCCAAUAAACUUUUAUUAUUGUC
Molecule: messenger RNA, 6335 nt
Organism: Oncorhynchus masou masou (cherry salmon)
Lineage: Eukaryota; Metazoa; Chordata; Actinopteri; Salmoniformes; Salmonidae
Gene: med19a
Product: mediator complex subunit 19a
Exons: 6
Coding region: 143-877 (244 amino acids)
Biological process (GO): positive regulation of transcription by RNA polymerase II
Cellular component (GO): mediator complex
Molecular function (GO): transcription coregulator activity; transcription factor binding
Source: RefSeq, a predicted model, not a curated record